Messenger RNA from Purpureocillium lilacinum, 1770 nucleotides. RefSeq lists its product as uncharacterized. The record is from RefSeq and is a predicted model, not a curated record. NCBI's taxonomy places the organism in Eukaryota, Fungi, Ascomycota, Sordariomycetes, Hypocreales, Ophiocordycipitaceae. Gene Ontology annotation, biological process: polysaccharide catabolic process. Gene Ontology annotation, cellular component: fungal-type vacuole. Gene Ontology annotation, molecular function: starch binding; glucan 1,4-alpha-glucosidase activity.
AUGUUGAGGGCACUGGUGAGCAGUCUUGCGGCGAUCGCCGCGUUGCAGGAUGCCGUGGUGGCGUCGCCAUCAGUGCACCGCCGCAACCGCUGCACCGAGCUCGAGGACUUCAUCAAGAAGCAGAACAAGGUUUCCAUCGAUGGCGUCCUUGCAAACAUCGGGCCCGAUGGAUCAAAGGCCAAGGGCGCUUCCCCGGGCGUUGUUGUCGCCAGCCCGUCCCGGUCUGACCCCGACUACUGGUACACAUGGAGCCGAGACGCCGCUCUGACGUUCAAGGUCCUUAUCGAGCGCUUCAUCCACGGCGACAAGUCGCUCAAAUCCAAGAUUGACGACUACGUCUCCGCCCAAGCCGAGCUGCAAGGUCUCACAAACCCCUCCGGAGGCCCAGACUCGGGCGGCCUCGGUGAGCCCAAGUUCAACGUCAAUCUGACAGCGUUCACCGGCUCGUGGGGCCGCCCGCAGCGCGACGGUCCGGCCUUGCGCGCCACGGCGCUCAUCCUGUAUGCCAACUGGCUGGUCGGCAACGGUGCUCGAGGCCAGGCAGCGGACAAGGUGUGGCCAGUCAUCGCCAAGGACCUCGACUAUACGACGCGUUUCUGGAACCGGACGGGCUAUGAUCUGUGGGAGGAGAUCAAUGGGUCUUCGUUCUUCACGCUGUCGGCGUCGCAUCGCGCGCUGGUCGAAGGCACCGCCCUGGCGAAGACGCUGGGCAAGACGUGCAAUGACUGUGCUGCGUCGGCGCCCAAGGUGCUGUGCUUCAUGCAGAGCUUCUGGGUUGGUGGGUACAUCGACUCCAACAUCAAUGUCAAUGAUGGGCGUACUGGCAAGGACGUUAACUCCAUCAUCUCAUCCAUCCACACGUUCGACCCGGAGGCGGACUGCACCGACGCCACGUUCCAGCCGUGCUCCGCGAGGGCACUCGCAAACCACAAGGCGGUGACGGACUCGUUCCGAACCAUUUAUGCGGUCAACAAGGGUAUCCCGCAGGGCAAGGCCGUCGCCGUGGGCAGAUACGCCGAGGACGUGUACUACAAUGGCAACCCGUGGUACCUGGCCACCAACGCCGCCGCCGAGCAGCUUUACGCGGCGCUUUACCAAUGGAAUCGCAUCGGGUCCGUCUCCGUCACGGACGUGUCGCUGCCCUUCUUCAAGGAUCUCAUCCCCGACAUCAAGACUGGCAAGUAUGGCAAGAACAGCAAGGAGUUCAAGUCGAUUGUCAAGGCCGUCAAGCUCUACGGCGACGACUUCCUCGCCGUGGGCAAGAAGUACACGCCGGCAGAUGGGUCAUUGUCGGAGCAGUUUGACAGGAACUCGGGAGCGCCGGAGUCGGCCGUUGACUUGACCUGGUCCUAUGCCUCCUUCAUCAGCGCGACUGAACGUCGCGCGGGCAUCAUGUCGCGGCCCUGGGGUGAGCGCGGAGCCAACAGCGUUCCGGCAGUAUGCGAGCCCGCCCCUUCGUGCGACUCAGAGGUCACCUUCAACGUGCGUGUCACGACAGUUCCCGGUGAGGAUGUUUUUGUGGUCGGCGGCAUCACCGAGCUCAGCAACUGGUCUCCGGCCAACGGCAUCCCGCUGGACGCGUCAAAGUACACGCCUAGUGAUCCUCUCUGGACGGUCAAGGUCAAGAUCCCGUCCGAGACGAGCUUCGAGUACAAGUACAUCAAGAAGAACCGCAACGGCGACGUGACGUGGGAGAGCGACCCAAAUCGGAGUGGAAAGACGGGCAAGGAGUGUAAUGCGUCGGAGACGAUCAACGAUCAGUGGAGGUGA